AGACUGAAGGGGACGAGAGUCAGGUGGCGCUAACCCAAUUGGGCACGGUCACAACCCCGCCUGGACGUGACCCGAUUAGGAAGGGGCGGCACGUGGGGAACGGAGGGGCCUCCGUGUAUCUCCGUCGACUUCUUCGCUCAUACUUCGCUGCGCCAUUGACGACGAUGGAGGCUCUGCCUCUAAAUUCAACGGGUUCCCGUCUAAAAGCUGAUGUCUGUAGCUCUGAGGAUUAUAAUCUCACCUUUGCGGAAGUUCGGAAUCAAUUGCCAUUCGUUUGUCCUUUCUGCUUGCACAGCUCGUCAUGGCAGCUUAUUCGCAGCAUUCUCUCUCCACGGGAUGGAGCUUCAAGGACAGUGAGGAUGCAUCGGCAGAAGCCUGGUUGCCUGUGCCCGUGGUCCCCUCUGUGAUUCACCAGGAUCUGCAGGCGAAUAACAAGUACGAUCUUUGAGACAUGAUAUUUGACCCAAUGCUGAACCAUCUAGACUGAAAAAUCCCUACGUUGGCUUCAAUGAGUUGGACGCCAGAUGGGUGAAUGAGAAGUCCUGGACCUACCGCAAUGCGUUCCAGAAACCCGCGAUCCCAAGUGGAUCGUCGGUUGUUUUGGCCUUUGACGGGUUAGACACCUUUGCAACCGUCAAAUUGGACGGCAAGGUGAUCCUGGAAAGCAACAACAUGUUUCUCGCUCAUCGUGUAGAUGUUACCAAGGCCCUAGAGGCCGAGGGCGAGCACGUGCUAGAGAUCGAUUUUGAUUGUGCCUUGCUGCGUGCUCGCAAACUCAAGGAAAAAGACCCGAAGCAUAACUGGGCCUCGUUCAAUGGUGACCCGGCAAGAAUGGCGGCGAGAAAGGCCCAGUACCACUGGGGCUGGGACUGGGGCCCGGUCUUGAUGACUGCCGGAAUUUGGCGAGACGUGCGACUUGAGGUCUACACGGCCCGGGUCGAAGAUCUUUGGACUGAAUUGAACCUGGCCUCGGAUCACCACUCAGCCCAGGUCUCUGCGUUCGCGCAACUUGAAGGCGUCGAAUCGGACGGGUCAUACAAUGUUACAUUCACACUCAGCCUUGACGGCAAAGAGGUCGCUCGCGAGGUGACGCAGCCCAAGGACAGGCUCGCAAACGUGAUAUUCGACGUGAAACAGCCGUCUCUGUGGUGGCCCAAUGGUUAUGGUGAUCCCACACUGUAUGACGUUUCUGUAUCACUCGAGAAGGGACACGACGAGCUUCACCGUGUCUCCAAGAGAAUCGGCAUACGCACUGCGGAGGUGAUUCAACAGGCCGACAAACACGGUAAAUCCUUCUUUUUCAGGAUAAACGGAGUGGAUGUGUUCUGCGGCGGCUCCUGCUGGAUUCCCGCCGAUAACCUCCUUCCCAGCAUCAGUGCUGAACGCUAUCGCAAAUGGAUCGAACUGAUGGUCGCUGGACGACAGGUCAUGAUCAGGGUCUGGGGUGGAGGAAGCUACGAAGAUGACAGCUUCUACCAGGCUUGCGAUGAACUUGGAGUGCUGGUCUGGCAAGACUUCAUGUUCGGCUGCGGCAACUAUCCGACAUGGCCCGAUCUACUUGAGUCCAUUGAGCAAGAGGCAUUCUACAACGUCCGCCGACUACGCCACCACCCUUCCAUCGUGAUCUGGGUUGGCAACAACGAAGAUUAUCAAGUACAAGAACAGGCAGGCCUGGUAUAUGAUUACGAGGAUAAGAACCCGGAGAACUGGCUUAAGACCGACUUUCCCGCUCGUUACAUCUACGAGAAGCUGCUUCCUAACGUCGUUGAAAAACUGACCCCUUCGGUCUUCUACCACCCGGGCAGUCCCUGGGGAGAUGGCAAGAUCACUUCCGAUCCUACGGUUGGAGACAUGCACCAGUGGAAUGUGUGGCAUGGAACGCAAGAAAAAUAUCAAAUCUUCGAUACUCUUGGGGGCCGAUUCAACUCCGAAUUCGGCAUGGAGGCGUUCCCACAUCUUUCGACGAUUGACUACUUCGUGGAGAAUGAGAAAGACAAGUAUCCCCAAUCUCACGUGCUCGAUUUCCAUAACAAGGCCGAUGGUCACGAACGAAGAAUCGCCACCUACCUCGUUGAAAACCUUCGAACGGCCACAGACCUUGAGACAUACGUCUACCUGACCCAAGUCGUCCAGGCCGAAACCAUGAUGUUCGGCUACCGCGGCUGGCGUCGUCAAUGGGGUGACGAGCGACACUGCGGCGGCGCUCUUCUCUGGCAGUUGAACGACUGCUGGCCCACUAUCUCCUGGGCCAUCGUGGAUUACUUCCUGCGGCCUAAGCCCGCGUUCUACGCCGUCGCACGGGUCCUAAACCCUAUCGCGGUGGGCGUGCGUCGUGAGCAUCACGACUGGAGCGUCACCCACGCCCAGCCCCCAAAGACCAGCAAAUUUGAGCUCUGGAUUGCCAGCAGCCAGCAGAAAGAGGUAUCCGGGAAGGUCGAGCUGCGGUUCCUCUCCGUCAACACGGGUCUCGAGGUCCGCGAGAGCAUUGUGCACGAUAAUGUGAAGAUCGUCCCGAACGGAACCACCAACAUCGCCGACGGAGUCAUUGACCAUGUCGAAAUCCCGGAGCCGCAUGUCCUUGCAGCGCGCCUGUGGGUGGACGGCAGCGUUGCUGCGCGUGAUGUCGACUGGCCCCAGCCAUUCAAGUACCUUGAUCUAUCGGACCGUGGACUUGAAGUGACGAAGGGAUCUGGAUCUGAUGCUGGGCAGACACUCAAGAUCACUGCCAAGAAGCCCGUCAAGUGCUUGGUCUUUGAGGAGCGGGAUGGUGUGCGGGUCAGCGACAGUGCCAUGGAUAUCGUGCCGGGAGAUGAGCAGAUCGUCACCAUCAAGGGGCUUGGUGAGAAUGAUGCACCUUUGAAGUACAAGUUCCUUGGUCAAUGAGUGAAUGUGUUACUUGAUAUAUGUUAGAAGGAAUCAAAUAUGCCUGACAGAGAC
Messenger RNA from Aspergillus melleus, 2937 nucleotides. RefSeq names its product beta-mannosidase. Gene Ontology annotation, biological process: glycoprotein catabolic process; carbohydrate metabolic process. The transcript is spliced from 4 exons. The record is from RefSeq and is a predicted model, not a curated record. Gene Ontology annotation, molecular function: beta-mannosidase activity. The coding region runs from base 673 to 2883 and encodes 736 amino acids. Lineage: Eukaryota; Fungi; Ascomycota; Eurotiomycetes; Eurotiales; Aspergillaceae.